AGUUACCGUAGUAACUAACCAGCAGCACAAAUACACACACGUUCACUCUGAAGAAGUGAGAGCAGCAGACGACAUGGACGAGCUCGAUUUGCUGUUGGAGGAGCUGGCUCUGAACCCAGGGGGUCUGCAGAGUGUCAGUGAGAACAGGAGCAAAGACACAGCUGCUGCAGAGGUGCCAGCUGCAGUUGAUUCAGCAUCAACCAAAAAAGGAAAAGUCUGCUCAAAUGUUUACAGUGACCUGCCUGUUCCUGUGGCUGCUUCCUCGACCCCCGACUCCCCCACUAAAGAACUGGAUGCUAUCCUGCAGGACAUGCUGGGUCUGGGACAAGAGGAUCCAGAGUCUUCAACGACCCCACCACCUCUGACACAAAAACUGUCCGUGAGAAAGAAAACGGAAUCUGGGCAGCAGGAGAAGAAGAAGAAGAAGGAGAGCAGCAGCAGCAGAGCAGCGUCAGACGCUAACGCUUCGACCUCCAGCAGGAAGACAGACACAAUAGAUGAGCUGCUCGGAGGGCUGAGCUCCGACCUGGAGAAGAUCGGCGUGCGCACCGUAGCCAAGGGCCACUGUGCGUCCUGCAACAAGAACAUUGUUGGAAAGAUGAUCACGGCGCUGGGUGAAGUGUGGCACCCUGAGCACUUUGUGUGUGUGGCGUGUAACACAGAGCUCAGCACCACAAGCUUCUUUGAGAGGGAGGGGCAGCCAUACUGCGACAAAGAUUACCAUCAGCUGUUCUCCCCACGCUGCGCCUACUGCAAGGGGCCCAUUGUGAAGAACAUCCUGACAGCUCUGGACCAGACUUGGCACCCCGACCACUUCUUCUGCACACACUGCGGAGGCCUGUUUGGACCCGACGGUUUCCUAGAAAAGGACGGGAAGCCGUAUUGUUGCAAGGACUUCUACAACCUCUUCGCUCCAAAGUGCUCCGGCUGUGGGGAAUCAGUGAGGGAAAACUACCUGACUGCAGCCAAUGGCACCUGGCAUCCAGAGUGCUUCGUCUGCGCAGUGAGCCUCCUACCUCAGACCACACACACACACACA
Molecule: messenger RNA, 1039 nt
Organism: Notothenia coriiceps (black rockcod)
Lineage: Eukaryota; Metazoa; Chordata; Actinopteri; Perciformes; Nototheniidae
Product: leupaxin-like
Exons: 8
Biological process (GO): actin cytoskeleton organization; heart development; muscle structure development
Cellular component (GO): adherens junction; filamentous actin; stress fiber
Molecular function (GO): actin binding; muscle alpha-actinin binding
Source: RefSeq, a predicted model, not a curated record